CAACAUUUGAGGCAGAUACUGACUUGGUGCGCAGGCUCAACAACAAUAUCAAGAGGCCCAAGAGCGUCUGAAGUGGCUGACAACGCAAGGACCCGGGAGCACGGGGCCCUUUACUCUGCCUGCCCUAGACCUGGACCUAUCCAACACAGCGACCAUCCGCCCACGUCGUCAUCGCAGUUCUCUGACCAGCAAUGUUUCGUCCCCUAUGAAUUUCACGGCCAUGGAACCUUCGUUCUCGGGUGGUAUCAAUUACAACCCCCCUUCCACAAGCUCGCCUACCUUUGGACCCAGCUCCGCUUUCUUCAAUAUCAACAAUGGAAUGACCAUUCCAGGCUUGUCAAGUCAGGCCGCCGAUGCCAUUUCCGAACUCUCGUUUAGCAAUCCUCAAAUGAGCCCCCGGGCUGACGCGUUGCUUCCGUCCGACCUCCUUGGAGAUGAAGAGCCACCAGAGCUUCCCCGGCCAAUCGUGCGACCUGUAAUGUCCGAUGUUGAGCAGUCGAGUGGCCAACUUGAAGGUUUCCCACAAGGUCCGCCAUCGCCAGAGUCUUCCGAGAGCAGGCCUGGAAGUAUCUUUGCUAGUCCACAUGAGAAUCAGAACCAGGAGCCUGACUCUCAGCCCAUACGCCUAGGAGAUGCCGCAGAGGCUCCGAAAAGUGCCUCGCGGCGACUCUCUGGUCUGUUCGGCUUCCAUCGUCCUCGCGGUAAAACGCUCGCAGAUGAACCGCCUUUACUAGGCACUCUGAAGCCAGGACAAAGUCAGUCUUUUCCACGGAAUCUGGACGAAAUGGAUCCCAUCGGUGCCAGGCGCCGCCGCCUGAGCUAUACAGGAAACUGGGCCAAUCCGAUGUCAUUGUUCCCAAGGAGCAACACCACGGGUGUCACCGCCGAUAGUUCUUCCGAUCAUAUGCCGUCCCGGCGGGCCGCUUUGACCAGCAUCUUCUCCCCCAGCAGGUUUGGAUUCGGCAGUGGGAGCAGUCUGAUGAAGUCUGGCGAACAUUCUGAUCUUAGCACUGGAUAUAAUCAAUUUAGUCCUAGGCAUGAUCCGAUCGACCCCUCGUCAAUUCUCGGUACUGUGCGACGGGGCUCGUUGUCGCCAAGGCCAUCGUCCACAUUUUCCUUUGAGAAUCAACUUCCCCAUCCAUCCACAGACAAUCAACAUUUCGGCUGGCCGUCGGCAGAGAAACCGGGCCAUAGAAGCCCUCUAGGAUUCAGUUGGGCUUCGCCAUCGACUUGGUCAAGAGCCCAAUCACGCCGGCAGUCUACUUCGUAUGGCUCCUCCGGCCACUUACCUCUGGGACUCACAGGGGAACCUGAUUUCCUUGAAGACUCUUCUUUUGAAAGACUUGGACGACCCUUACAGGCGCCCAUUGGUACGAGACCAUCAUCUUCGCAUCGGCCCAUAACUCCGAAACUGAAUCCCACUGCGCCCACCUUCAAGACCGUUUUUACCAAGGGUUCGGAGAAGGGUAAGGAUAAGGAUGGGGAAAUGGAGAUAGACAAUGGGGCAGAUACCUCAUUUGAGUUUCUUAUGGACGAUGGGUCACCGUCUGAGCCUCGUACCUCUAAGGAAUCUUAUUCCCGCUCUCUGACUGCCUUUACUAGGGAUUCGUAUGAAUCUCUGGAACAGUUUCCUUCCGCGGCUUCUGCGGAUAAUAGUAGCUCGAAAGAGUCAUUCAUCCGGAAAAUCACGCGGAAGGGCAGCUCGGGCAAGUUCAGCUCGUGGAAAGACCGCUCAGGCCUGUUCUCGAAGAAGGGGGAUAGCAGCCAGGGUGAUAUCGAGGAAGACGGCAAUGGCGAAUCACUGCUCGCAAAGAGCGUGGACAGCACUGUCUCCAGCGCUCCAUCCGCGGACAGGUCGACCAGGAGCAGCCUUGGAUUCUUCAGUCGCAAAUCUAAGAAGGCGGAUAAGGCGGCCAGUGAAACAAGUGAACGGCCUAGUGAACAAGCCAGCGAAACAGGCGGCGAGGAACAUUCAGAGGAUAUUCAUACAUGAUAGUACUCUUAUUGUCACUGGUUAUAGAGAGUGGGGGUUCCGCUGAUUGAAAGACUUCGCAGCGUCUUUGCACAAUUUCAUUAGAUAUAAAACAUAGGAUAGUAAUCUUUCUUGGAUGGCGUAUGCAUGAUCCCCGGUUGUU
This is a messenger RNA of Aspergillus pseudonomiae, 2135 nucleotides long. RefSeq lists its product as uncharacterized. NCBI's taxonomy places the organism in Eukaryota, Fungi, Ascomycota, Eurotiomycetes, Eurotiales, Aspergillaceae. The transcript has a single exon. The record is from RefSeq and is a predicted model, not a curated record. The coding region runs from base 206 to 1993 and encodes 595 amino acids.